Molecule: messenger RNA, 940 nt
Organism: Gigantopelta aegis
Lineage: Eukaryota; Metazoa; Mollusca; Gastropoda; Neomphalida; Peltospiridae
Exons: 4
Coding region: 1-858 (285 amino acids)
Source: RefSeq, a predicted model, not a curated record
AUGCCGACAGCAGAGAAUGAUUGUUCGAAAAACAGCCGAUUCUUAACAGACGCUAGUGACGGUACCUUCAGUGACGGGAGAAUCAAGGGUCAGAUUGACACCACGGAGUUGGACGAGGCCUCGGGUCUCGCGGCCAGCAGACGACACCCUGGCUUCCUGUACUCCAUCAACGACCACGGCGGCCUGCCGCGACUCUACGUCAUCAGCACCAGCACCGCCCGCGUCGUCGCGGUACUGACGGUAGCGGCGGCUUCGAACGGGGACUGGGAGGAUCUCGCUGUAGGACCAUGUCCUGGGGGAGGUAGUUGCAUCUACAUCGGCGACAUUGGUGAUGCAGGCCACAAACCCAACAACGUGAUUUACCGAGUCAGGGAACCCGAUGACGUCACAAAGGAUCAAAUAGUACCGUUAGAGUCCACGCUGAAAUACACAUGGUCGGAACAAGACGCAGAAACCCUCAUGGUAGACAGAGAAGGAAACGUUUUCCUCAUUUCAAAAGUCCAUAACGGUAAACACCCCAAACUGACGAAAGUGCCCUCUAGCGCAUGGGAUCAGCCAAUCGCUGUGAAUCUGCACUCUAUUCUGACUGUUCCUGGACUCCAUUCAUCAAAGAACGACCCUGUGGCUGGGGACAUAUCACCAUUAGGGACAGAGAUGCUGAUAAAAAUUCGGAAGCAUCUGUUUUACUGGAAUAUGGCAGACGGCAACGUGGAGAGAGCUCUUCAGGGAAAAGGUACGGAAGUGUCCUAUCUCCCGGAAGUACGAGGUGAGGCAGUCGCGUGGGCUGCAGACGGAAGUGGAUACUACACUCUAAGUGAAGGAAUCCAUGAACCAUUGUAUUUUUAUGCGAGAAUGUAGCUGGAAAUACUACAGGUUUCGGUCAAUAGUUGUGUUAAGUAGUCAGGUGUCAAGGCAUUGUGCUAAUAAAACGUUUAGAUCA